Molecule: messenger RNA, 2124 nt
Organism: Closterium sp. NIES-67
Lineage: Eukaryota; Viridiplantae; Streptophyta; Zygnematophyceae; Desmidiales; Closteriaceae
Source: the annotation of a GenBank genome assembly
CUUUGAUUGAACCUUUGAGAUUGAGUUAAGUUCUCCUCCUACAGCUUACCCCCUAGUGCGUCGAAAGCCAUAGCGUCGCGAAUACUUCAUCAAUCGACCAGGCCGGAGGGAUGGUCACCUCCAGGCAUGAAGCCGCCCAGUGGUGAACGCGCACAAGGUGGCGCUGUGCAAGGCUCAGGUGCACAAGGUGAAGGUGCACAAGGUAAUGCCUAUCCUGGUUUGUUUCUUAUGGUUGAGGAUGUGCAUGGGCAUGAGGGUGAUGUGGGAUCUGUGGGAAAGGUUGUGAUGCACCCUCUCACGCACUGGGUGAUUGAUUCGGGUUGCACCAGUCACAUGACCCCACGGGCAGAUUUGCUUGAUGAGGUAAAACCCCCUGGGAAGAUCAAGUAUGUGGCAGCAGCGUCAGGUGCUUUGCUCCCUGUCAUUGGUGUUGGGAAUGCCAAGGUUAAGGGAGCUAAUGGGGAGCUUGUGGGGCUUGGGAAUGUUCUGCUGGUUGAAGGCUUGUCUGCUAACCUUCUCUCUGUGCGGCGACUGCAGAAGAGCAAGGCCGAAGUGACCUUUGGACCAACCAGCUGCCGUGCUAAGCUUGGGAAGAAGGUGCUGUGGAAUGAGGUGCAGCAGCCUUCAAGACAGGUGGAGGUUGCAGUGUCAGAGGAGGAGAUGUCUGGGGUGACUGAGGAAGGGGGAGCAGCUGAAGUAGAGCAGCAGCAGCAGCAGCAGCAGCAUGAGUCUCCACCUCGAGUUCCACACCCGCCUGAGCGUCCUAGGAGGGAUGUGCGCCCUCCAAUGCUCUUGAGUUGCUAUACUGACGCUAGCUUCAACUCAGUGAAAGCGGAUGGCACCAGCAUUGGGGGUUAUGUGUGCUUGCUGGGAGGUGGUGCUGUGAGCUGGCGCAGCAAGAAGCAAAAUGAGGUGGGAUUGUCCUCAUGUGAGACUGAGUACAUGGCCUUACACCAUGGGGCCAAGGAAGUGGUAUGGCUGAGGCGUUUGUUGGAGGAGUUGGGAGUUGGUCAGGAGGAGCCGACAGUUGUGUUCUGUGACAAUGAGUCUGCAGUGAAGCUGGCCAAGAAUGCUUGUCUGCAUGGGCUGACAAAACACAUAAGGCCUAAGUGGCAUUGGGUGAGGAGACUCCUUGAUAAGGAGGUGCGGCUGGAGAUCGUGAAAACCCAUCAGCAGGCAGCAGAUAUUUUCACUAAGCGUCUGGCGGAGGCGGAUCAUUGGAAAGGCAUGAAGCUUGCUGGAAUGAGUGUGCAUUGAGUAUGCAUGCUUGAGAUGUUGGUAUGGUGGUUGAUGGUUGGCAGCCAGAGGGGGAGAUUGUUGUGUGAUGUCAUCAUAUGCUAUCACAUUCUGUCUGCCUCCCAUCCCAUAUUUUCAACUUGCAUGUGUGGUUUGAACGUGUGAAAGAAUUUGUGUGUGGUGUGUUCUGGAGUUUGGGAAUGUGUUUUUGUGCUAUUCUGUCUGAGCAGGUAUUUGUGAUGAUAGAUCUUGAGAAGAUCUUUCCGACGCAACAAGAAUCGCUUCAAUCGGAGCAAGAACGCGAAAGCUAUGAAGAUUCAAAGUUCUUGAGCUUGCGUUACAAUUGCGGCGGUUACAAAGUGAAGUUGUGGGGUGACUCACAAUGGAGUUGGGACCUUUGGGGUUGGGGAAAUUUGUCACUCUACUGUAACAGCUGCAAAUAGGUUGGGAACAACCAAGCUAGGUUGGCAAGGGUGGCCAACUUGGAUGGAUUGGUUGGGAAGGGACAAAGGUCAAAGUUGAGGUUCCUAUAGGGAGGGAAUCUUUGUGCUUAUGGGGUUUCCUUGGUUGGGGACUCUCUUGGGACCUUCCCUCUCAUCCAUCUCUUCCUAUCCCAACCUUUCUCUUGCUCCUUCUAAUUCCUUGUGAGAUUCUUGAAUUUUGAUUGAACUCUUGAGAUUGAGUUAAGUUCUCCUCCUACAGCUUACCCCCUAGUGCGUCGAAAGCCAUAGCGUCGCGAAUACUUCAUCAAUCAACAUGAUUCAAAUUGGGAACGGUAGCUGAGAUUAGGAGCUACAACAUAUCGAAGUUUCGCGACAUCCCAACGGCUGGUUUUUUGUCGACGUCGUUUCUUGUGAAGACGACUUUUCUGUCCAGAAUUUCGGAUUU